Messenger RNA from Solanum verrucosum, 504 nucleotides. Its product is annotated as cytochrome b-c1 complex subunit 6. The record is from RefSeq and is a predicted model, not a curated record. Gene Ontology annotation, biological process: mitochondrial electron transport, ubiquinol to cytochrome c. The coding region runs from base 107 to 316 and encodes 69 amino acids. NCBI's taxonomy places the organism in Eukaryota, Viridiplantae, Streptophyta, Magnoliopsida, Solanales, Solanaceae. The transcript has 5 exons.
AAAACUCUCUGUUCUCUACCGUCUCCUCUUCGCCAUCCGCAGCUCAUUCUAGAACAGUCAGGUGAUUUUGCAGAAUCGAAGUCUUCGUUUCCAAUAUCUCUUUGCCAUGUCGGACGAGGAAGUUGUUGACCCAAAGGCAACACUGGAAGUAAGUUGCAAACCUAAGUGUGUAAGGCAACUAAAGGAGUAUCAGGCAUGUACUAAAAGGGUAGAAGGUGAUGAAUCAGGGCACAAACAUUGCACUGGACAGUAUUUUGAUUAUUGGCACUGCAUUGACAAAUGUGUUGCUGCGAAGUUAUUUGACCACCUCAAGUAACAAGGAUAUAAGUUGUUGAUCCCUUGCAAUUUAUCUGUUUUUUUGUUGUUGAACAAGUCAUUACCAUAUUAUUCCUCACUGUGCUGCUGACUUGCAACCCUUUCAAUCAACUUGGUUGCUGCAUGGAAAAUUUUGAACUAUGCACAUCUUAAAAAAAUGAUUAAUAAAUUAUACUCGUGGGUUAAAUU